Puntigrus tetrazona (Sumatra barb) is the source of this 3664-nucleotide messenger RNA. Its product is annotated as nuclear export mediator factor NEMF-like. The record is from RefSeq and is a predicted model, not a curated record. Gene Ontology annotation, cellular component: RQC complex. Gene Ontology annotation, molecular function: tRNA binding; ribosomal large subunit binding. The transcript is spliced from 32 exons. Bases 83 to 3163 code for a protein of 1026 amino acids. Gene Ontology annotation, biological process: rescue of stalled cytosolic ribosome; ribosome-associated ubiquitin-dependent protein catabolic process. NCBI's taxonomy places the organism in Eukaryota, Metazoa, Chordata, Actinopteri, Cypriniformes, Cyprinidae.
GCGCAGACUCUGCACCGAGCCCGUCUCGUGUCAGAUGUGGAACUUAGACAGAGUUUAUGAUCAUAAUUCAUAAUAAUCAACCAUGAAGAGCAGGUUUAAUACGGUGGAUAUUAGGGCAGCGAUUGCAGAAAUCAAUGCAAACUGCGUCGGGAUGAGAGUCAACAACAUCUAUGACAUCGACACUAAAACAUACCUGAUCAAGCUGCAGAAGCCCGACUGUAAAUCAGUUUUCUUGAUCGAGUCUGGGAUCAGGAUCCACUGCACUGAGUUUGAUUGGCCCAAGAACAUCAUGCCCUCUGGAUUCGCCAUGAAAUGUCGUAAACACCUGAAGUCCCGGCGUCUGGUUCAUGUGAAGCAGCUGGGUGUGGACAGAAUCGUGGACAUUCAGUUCGGAUCAGACGAGGCGGCCUAUCACCUGAUCCUGGAGCUGUACGACCGAGGGAACAUCAUCCUGACAGACCAUCAGUUUAUGAUCCUCAAUCUUUUGCGCUUCCGCACGGCUGAGGCCGAGGAUGUGAAGAUCGCUGUGAGAGAGCGCUAUCCGGUGGAGAACGCCCGGCCGCAGGAGCCCCUCGUCAGUCUGGACAGACUCACAGAGAUCUUGACUGAAGCUAAGAGCGGAGAGCAAGUGAAGCGGGUUCUGAAUCCUCAUCUGCCGUGCGGCGGUCCGCUCAUCGAACACUGUCUGGCUGCGGUCGGGUUGCCAGGUCUCUGUAAAGUGGACGGUCAGUCUGACUGGACGCAGGUGAGUCCGAGGAUCCUGGAGGCCUUGCAGAUGGCUGAAGAUUAUAUGGAGAAAACGGCCACCUUCAGCGGAAAGGGCUUCAUCAUUCAGAAGAGAGAGAAGAAGCCCAGCAUGAGUCCGGAUGAAGCCGAGGAAGAGCUGCUGACAUAUGAAGAAUUUCAUCCGUUUCUCUUUUGUCAGCAUGAAAAAAGCAGCUAUGUUGAGUUUGAGUCUUUUAACAAGGCGGUCGAUGAGUUCUUCUCCAAGAUGGAGAGUCAGAAGCUGGACGUGAAAGCGCUGCAGCAGGAGAAGCACGCUCUGAAGAAGCUGGAGAACGUCAGGCGAGAUCACGAGCAGCGUCUGGAGGCGCUCCAUCAGGCCCAGGAGGUGGACCGGCUGAAGGGAGAGCUGGUGGAGAUGAACCUUCACGUGGUGGACCGAGCUCUUCAGGUGGUGCGCAGCGCUCUGGCCAAUCAGGUGGACUGGGCCGAGAUCGGUCAGAUCGUGAAGGAAGCUCAGGCGGCUGGAGAUCCUGUGGCCUGCGCCAUUAAAGAGCUGAAGCUGCAGAGCAAUCACAUCACCAUGCUGCUAAAGAACCCGUACGCCGCUCCAGACGACGGAGAGGCCGAAGACAUGGACAGGAGGCCUGCGGAGGCUUCGGAAACACAGAAGGGGAAGAAGGGGAAGAACAAAGAUAAAGGACAGAAAGGCAAAGUGGAGAAGGACAAGCCGGUUCUGGUGGACGUGGAUCUGAACCUCUCCGCUUACGCCAAUGCGAAGAAGUAUUACGACAGCAAGAGAAGCGCCGCCAAGAAAGAGCAGAAGACUGUGGAAGCGGCGCAGAAGGCCUUCAAGUCUGCAGAGAAAAAGACCAAACAAACACUUAAAGAAGUGCAGACAGUGACCAGCAUCCAGAAGGCCAGGAAGGUGUACUGGUUUGAGAAGUUUCUGUGGUUCGUCAGCUCAGAGAACUAUCUGAUCAUCGCGGGCCGAGACCAGCAGCAGAACGAGAUGAUCGUGAAGCGCUAUCUGAGAGCAGGGGACGUGUACGUUCACGCUGAUCUGCAUGGAGCCACGAGCUGCGUGAUCAAGAACUUGUCCGGUGAGGUGGUUCCUCCGAGGACGCUGACCGAGGCUGGGACGAUGGCGGUGUGUUACAGUGCAGCAUGGGAUGCUAAAGUGGUGACCAGUGCGUGGUGGGUUCACCAUCAUCAGGUGUCCAAAACCGCUCCUACGGGAGAGUACCUGACCACCGGCAGCUUCAUGAUCAGAGGGAAGAAAAACUUUCUGCCCCCUUCAUAUCUGAUCAUGGGCUUUGGGUUUCUGUUCAAGGUGGAUGAUCAGAGUGUUUUCAGACAUCGUGGAGAGAGGAAGAUGAAGAUGCUGGAUGAGGAAGAGGAGAGUGUGAUCUCCAGCACUGCAGAUCUCCUGGAGGAAGGAGAAGAACUCUUAGAGGAGGACAGCGAGAGCGAGGAUGAGGCUGAAGAACAGCAGGAGUCCAGCAGAUCUCCAGAGCAGACUACUGUCAGAGACCAGGAGGAAGAGGAAGAGGAAGAUGAGAGCGCCGAGAUCUGCUUUCCAGACACCAGCAUCUCUCUGACACACCUGCAGCUCAACAGGACUCUUCAGAGCGACGCUCUCACGUCAGACGAGCCCCAGCAGGUCGACUCUGAAGCACACGCCAAGAAGCACCUGACGGCCAGAGAGCGGAGGAACAUGAAGAAGAAGCAGAAACCAGAGGACACGGACGAUCCGGAGGAAUCCGACUCUAAACCGCUGGACGCUUUGAGUAAGAACGGAUCGGUCAAUCAGCCGCUGAAGAGAGGACAGAAGAACAAACUGAAGAAGAUAAAGGACAAAUACAAAGAUCAGGAUGAAGAGGACCGAGAGCUGAUGAUGAAGUUAUUGGGGUCUGCAGGAUCCAAUAAAGAGGAAAAAGGAAAGAAGGGCAAGAAGGGAAAAACAAAAGAAGAACCACUAAAGAAACCUCAGCCUCCUCAGAAAGGAGCCAUGAAGCCCAAAGCUGAAAACACUGUCCGAAAGAACGAAGGUCCUGAAGAUGCUGAGGAUCCUCCCGGAGGAGACCAAGACGUGAAGGAGACGGAGGAGCUGGACAAUCCUGCAGCUGAGGAUAGUGAGAACAUUCUGGACUCGUUGACCGGUCUGCCUCAUCCGGACGACGUUCUGAUGUUUGCGGUGCCGGUUUGUGCUCCUUACAUGGCGCUCUCUAACUACAAGUACAAAGUGAAAUUAACUCCAGGGACCCAGAAGAAGGGGAAAGCGGCCCGCACCGCCGUCAUGAGCUUCCUGCGAGGGAAAGACGCCAGCGCUCGAGAGAAGGACCUCUUCAGGAGCGUGAAGGACACAGAUCUGUCCAGAAACAUGCCGGGGAAAGUCAAAGUCUCUGCACCAAACCUGUUAGCAGCAAAGAAGAAGUGAAUCUCUGAAGGACUUCUGCCCAGAGACACAUCCCAUCAUGCUUUUAAUUGCUUUAUGCAACGCUGAAUUUUUAUGUUAUAAAACAGAACAGUUGAACCUUUUUUCCCUGAUCAGCUCAAAUAAAUAAAAAUAACAAGCUAAAUGUGAACCGUCCACCAUUUAUUUUCCAUGUUGGAAAAAAAAUAGUGAUAUGAAAGACACAAUUGUGGCUUUUUAUACAAAACUGCAUCAGGAGAUCAGGAUUAGUUGUGACGGAUCAUGAGAAUUAGUUUAAUCGUCCUGAAGAGACUCAGUAAAUAAGGUUUGUGAAACUGCUAUCACUUCUUUCCCUUUACUGUGUUUUUGUACAGAAAUGUUGAUUGUUUGGUUACAAUUAGGAAACUGUUAGAAAUUGUAACACUGUGGCAAAAAAAAAAGCAUUGAUCGGUGUUUGACGUUUUUAAUGCAGAUGAGCUAUUAAUAAAUCAAGUUGAAAAUGUUUAAAUAAAAUCAGACAUUGUU